CGUCGUCAUACUAAAAUUCCCUCUUUUGACAGAAAUCCACCAACCAUCCUCUGCGUCUUUUCGCUCCGCGGCCUCCGAACGAGCCCAUCACUACCCAUAUUAUAUCUACCGCCAAACCUCCCAAAAGCCGAACUUCAAGGAAAGAAAACCGAGCAUUCCACUUCCCCCCUGGUCGUCCGGCGGCUGAAGCUUCCCCGCGGUCUCUCUCUCCUCUCCCCACCUUUACUCAACAUCUUGUUUCGCAACAGGUUGUAUCCCCGUCACAAUGCAAGCCGUCCCCGAGUCGCGACAGCAGACCUUUGAGGAAAUCUACGGUCCUCCAGAGAAUUUCCUCGAGAUUGAGGUCCGAAACCCCCAAACCCAUGGCACAUCCCGGAACAUGUACACCUCGUACGAAAUCGUCUGUCGCACCAACAUCCCCGCAUUUAAGCUCAAGCACUCCGUCGUGCGCCGUCGCUACUCCGAUUUCGAAUACUUCCGCGAUAUCCUGGAGCGCGAAAGCACGAGGGUGACUAUCCCGCCGCUGCCUGGGAAGGUGUUCACAAAUCGGUUCAGUGACGAUGUCAUCGAACACCGCAGGGAGGGGUUGCAGCGCUUCUUGCAGAUUGUUGCCGGCCAUCCGCUCUUGCAGACGGGGAGUAAGGUUUUGGCGAGCUUUAUACAGGAUCCGAACUGGGACCGCAAUGCUUGGUAGAGUUGGGUUGUGGGGUGGAUCGUCAUUGAAAAUGAGGGUCUUGCUUUAGCUAUGCUGUUUUCAUUC
Messenger RNA from Aspergillus caelatus, 760 nucleotides. Its product is annotated as sorting nexin-3. Gene Ontology annotation, cellular component: early endosome membrane; retromer complex. The record is from RefSeq and is a predicted model, not a curated record. The transcript has 3 exons. Gene Ontology annotation, molecular function: phosphatidylinositol-3-phosphate binding. Lineage: Eukaryota; Fungi; Ascomycota; Eurotiomycetes; Eurotiales; Aspergillaceae. Gene Ontology annotation, biological process: late endosome to Golgi transport; endocytic recycling. The coding region runs from base 266 to 694 and encodes 142 amino acids.